Molecule: messenger RNA, 816 nt
Organism: Torulaspora globosa
Lineage: Eukaryota; Fungi; Ascomycota; Saccharomycetes; Saccharomycetales; Saccharomycetaceae
Product: peroxiredoxin
Exons: 1
Coding region: 1-816 (271 amino acids)
Biological process (GO): cellular response to oxidative stress; cellular oxidant detoxification; cell redox homeostasis
Cellular component (GO): mitochondrion; cytosol
Molecular function (GO): peroxiredoxin activity
Source: RefSeq, a predicted model, not a curated record
AUGAUCUUGGCCCUUUUCUUUUUCCGCGCUGCGAUCGGGCACCACACAUGUGGCGUCGCGCUCCGCCAGAGCCCGCACCCAUUGGAUAAGAGCUUCCGCGAACGCCAACAUCGGCGACCUCCACCAACUUCUCCCGCGACACCAAUGAACACCCCAAUCAGGCCGCAGGUCUACCUCGGCUCCCGCGCCCCCAACUUCACCGCCGCCUCCUCCCAGGGGCCCAUCGACUUCUACGACUACGUCGGCGACUCCUGGUGCCUGUUCUUCUCGCACCCGGGCGACUUCACGCCCAUCUGCACCACCGAGAUCGGCGCCUUCGCCGCUCUCCACGACGAGUUCAAGCUGCGCAACUGCAAACUGCUCGGCCUCUCCACGAACUCCAGAGAAACGCACAUCCGAUGGAUCAAAGACAUACAGCAAGUCACCGGCUUUAACGUAGAGUUUCCGAUCGUCUGCGACCAGGACAGGAAGAUCUCCACCAUGUACGGUAUGAUCGACCUGCGCAAUUUCGACGACAAGGGCAGACCCGUGCCCAUCCGCUCCGUAUAUCUGAUAGACAACAGGAAGGAAGUGCGACUGCUGCACGCCUACCCAUUGUCUACCGGCAGAAACACUGCAGAGAUCCUCAGAUGCCUCGAUUCCCUGCAGGUGGUCGACAAGCAUGACAGAAACGUACUGACCCCUGUGAACUGGGUACCCGGAGACGACGUGGUCGUGUCUCCGGAGCUCUCGCCCGCCUCCGCGCGCUCCGUGUUCCCGCAUCACAGAUCCGUGAGGAGCUAUCUGAGACUGACCCCUCUGGACCCAGACAUCUAG